AUGCAGGCUCAUAUCCCUCGCCAUCUACGACUAGUGUGUCAGCUCGAUACCCGGUUGAUACCACGGCAAGCUCCAUGGAUGCACUCGUUAAAAACAAAUCAAACUGAACAGCCAAAGCAACUACGUUCAAUAACAAGUACUAGUAGCAUCCAUCAUCAAAUGCCCCACUCACCAUGUACAUAUACCCCAUGGCUAUCUAUAAUACCACCGCUGCUAUACAGAAGGCCGACAUCAAAUGCAUUGACACUUGUCAACCAAGUACGAACCAAGAAAACAGAAGGAAGGACCAUCAUGCUCAAUUCUGCGCGUGUCAAGGAACCGUCAAAGAGGAAGGGUAAAAAGUACAAGCUGAAGAAUCAUCAGGCUGCUGUCAAGAGAUGGAUUGUAAUGGCCAAUGGAAUGUUCAAGAGGGCACAGGCCGGGAAACGGCAUUUGAAUAGCAAGAUGAGGGCAUGGAAGCGGAAAGCAAAGAGGAGACGAGUGUUGGCUACUGGAACUCAACGACGAAUGUUGAGGCGUCUUGUUCCUUAUUAUAGGAAGCGCUACAUGAAGGAAUAA
Synchytrium microbalum is the source of this 558-nucleotide messenger RNA. RefSeq lists its product as uncharacterized. Gene Ontology annotation, biological process: translation. Gene Ontology annotation, cellular component: ribosome. Gene Ontology annotation, molecular function: structural constituent of ribosome. Lineage: Eukaryota; Fungi; Chytridiomycota; Chytridiomycetes; Synchytriales; Synchytriaceae. The transcript is spliced from 2 exons. The record is from RefSeq and is a predicted model, not a curated record. Bases 1 to 558 code for a protein of 185 amino acids.